Messenger RNA from Drosophila eugracilis, 5750 nucleotides. It is a transcript of the gene LanB2, whose product is annotated as laminin subunit gamma-1. The record is from RefSeq and is a predicted model, not a curated record. The transcript is spliced from 10 exons. The coding region runs from base 259 to 5178 and encodes 1639 amino acids. Lineage: Eukaryota; Metazoa; Arthropoda; Insecta; Diptera; Drosophilidae.
AAUCGUUCGGCCUGGCAUUCCUCGAGAGUCAGUUGAGCAUUGGACGUCCUCGUUAGCGGUUGCCUGCGUCUUCUGAGCGACGAACAUAUGAAGUCGCUCAGGCACCAAUAAUAGGAAAUAUUUCGUUAUGAAUUGAGGAGCAACACCAAAGGACAACCUUGAAGGAAACCCACCCAGAAAACCAAAUAGUCUUAGAACUGAUACAAAUCCUAGUGACACACCCACCUAUAGCUAAAAAGUCACCCAACUAAACCCACCAUGAAGCGCAGCCGGUGGAGCCACAAUGGCUCCUCCACGGCGCAUCUCCUGCUGAUCGGAGCCCUCAUUGCCUGCAGUUCCACCGUUAUCCUAGGCGCCCAGCGUCCACCUAUCAAUUCCGCCGGAGGUCACGAGCUGCGCGGAACCACCUUUAUGCCGGCCCUGGAGUGCUACGAGCCAUAUGGCAGACCACAGAAAUGUCUGCCAGAAUUUAUUAAUGCUGCCUACCAACUACGAAUCGAGUCAACUAAUACCUGUGGUGAGCAGAAUGACAAUCACUUCUGCAUACAAACCAUGAAUCAGAAUCACAAAAACUGCGAGUUUUGCAAAUACAAUGAUCACGAUCCUUCAUUCCUGACGGAUUUGCAUGAUCCGCAGAACCCAACUUGGUGGCAGUCGGAAACCAUGUACGAGGGUAUCCAGCACACAAACUACGUGAAUCUGACUUUACAUCUCGGAAAAUCCUACGACAUCACGUACGUUCGCAUUCUGUUCCGUUCGCCGCGUCCUGAAUCCUUUACGAUUUACAAGAGGACCUCGGAGAAUGGUCCCUGGAUUCCCUACCAGUACUACAGUGCCACCUGUCGAGACACUUACUCCCUGCCCGAUUCACGAGACAUUCGAAAGGGGGAGGGCGAGGCUCAUGCCCUUUGUACCAGCGAGUACAGUGAUAUCUCGCCAUUGAGAGACGGUGAAAUUGCCUUCUCCACGCUGGAGGGUCGUCCCAGUGGUAUCAAUUUCGAGCGCAGUGCCGAGCUGCAGGAUUGGGUCACGGCUACGGAUAUCAGAAUUACCUUAGAUCGUCUGAACACAUUCGGUGAUGAAGUCUUUGGAGAUCCUCAGGUACUCAAGUCAUACUUCUAUGCCAUCAGUGACAUUGCCGUGGGUGCACGUUGCAAGUGCAACGGACAUGCCAGCAAGUGUGUCUCGAGUACAGGAAUGCAUGGUGAGAGGACUCUGGUCUGCGAGUGCCGUCAUAACACCGAUGGACCGGAUUGUGACCGUUGUCUGCCCCUCUAUAACGACCUGAAGUGGAAGAGGUCCACCUCAACGGAAGUAAACGAGUGCAAAGCCUGUAACUGCAAUGGACUGGCCGACAAGUGCUUCUUCGAUGCAGCUUUGUUCAAUCGGACUGGUCAUGGUGGUCACUGCAUGGACUGCCGUGAGAAUCGUGAUGGACCCAACUGCGAACACUGCAAGGAGAACUUCUAUAUGCGCGACGACGGAUAUUGUGUGAACUGUGCCUGCGAUCCCGUGGGCUCCAGAUCGCUACAGUGCAACAGCCACGGCAAGUGCCAGUGCAAGCCGGGAGUGACAGGUGACAAGUGCGACCGCUGCGACAAUAACUACUAUCAAUUCGGACCCCAUGGAUGUCAGCAGUGCGGAUGCGAUAGUCGCGGAUCCCAUGAGAACACUCCCGCCUGUGAUGCCGAUACCGGAAUCUGUUUCUGCAAGGAGAACGUCGAAGGCAGACGCUGCAAUGAAUGCAAGCCCGGAUUCUUCAACCUGGACAAGACCAAUCGAUUUGGAUGCACCCCCUGUUUCUGUUAUGGCCAUACUUCGGAGUGUACGACUGCACCAAGCUAUUCAAUUGUCUCAGUUACUUCAAACUUCAACAAAUUCAAGGAACGCUGGACAGCCGCUGAUUUGAACAACCGCGAAGUGGACAUCAAGUACAAUCAGUACAGUCGCAGUAUUGGAACGACUGCCCAGGGCAAUGAGCACGUGUACUUCCAGGCACCAGAUCGAUUCCUCGGCGAUCAGCGUGCCUCCUACAACAGGGAUUUGAAGUUCAAACUGCAACUGGUUGGCCAGGUGGCCAAUACUGGUGUCAGUGAUGUGAUCUUGGAGGGAGCUGGCAGCCGCAUCUCGCUGCCAAUCUUCGCCCAGGGCAAUGGAAUUCCCGAUCAGGGAGUCAAAGAGUACACAUUCCGUUUACACGAACAUCAUGAUUACCAAUGGCAACCUAGCCAGUCGUCUCGCGGAUUCCUGUCGAUAUUAUCAAACCUGACGGCUAUUAAGAUAAGGGCCACGUACUCUGUGCAGGGUGAGGCUAUCCUGGAUGACGUGGAACUGCAGACAGCUCACCGUGGAGCUGCCGGACAUCCGGCCACCUGGAUUGAACAGUGUACCUGUCCAGAGGGUUAUCUUGGUCAGUUCUGUGAGUCUUGUGCCCCUGGCUAUCGUCACAGUCCCGCCCGCGGAGGUCCUUUUAUGCCUUGCAUUCCCUGCGACUGUCAUGGCCAUGCGGACAUUUGUGAUUCAGAGACUGGCAGGUGUAUUUGUCAGCACAAUACCCAUGGGGAUAACUGCGAUCAGUGUGCCAAGGGCUUCUACGGAAAUGCCCUGGGCGGAACUCCCAACGACUGCAAGCGGUGUCCUUGUCCCAAUGAUGGUGCCUGUCUGCAGAUCAACGAGGAUACGGUCAUAUGUACAGAGUGUCCAAAGGGUUAUUUCGGAUCACGUUGCGAACAGUGUAGCGAUGGCUUCUUCGGCGACCCAACGGGACUCUUGGGCGCCGUGCAAACCUGCAAGAGUUGCGAUUGUAAUGGCAAUGUUGAUCCCAAUGCCGUGGGCAAUUGCAACCGGACAACGGGCGAGUGUUUGAAGUGCAUCCACAAUACGGCCGGAGAGCACUGUGAUCAGUGUUUGUCGGGACACUUUGGAGAUCCAUUGGCUCUGCCACAUGGACGUUGCGAUCGCUGCAGUUGUUAUGAGGCUGGAACCGAGCAGGAUGCACAGAGCAUCACGCGCUGCGAUCAAGUUACCGGUCAAUGCCACUGCAAACCCAAUGUAAUUGGUAGGGAUUGUGGAGAGUGCCAACCCGGAUACUUCAAUAUCCGAUCGGGCAAUGGUUGCGAGAACUGCCUAUGCGACCCAGUUGGUAGUUACAACGCUACCUGUGAUCGGUACUCCGGCCAGUGUCACUGCCGACCAGGUGUGAUGGGUCAGCGCUGUGAUCAGUGCGAGAACUACUUCUAUGGAUUCUCUAGUGAGGGCUGUAAGCCAUGCGAAUGUGACCAGAGCGGCUCUAAGGGAUUCCAGUGCGACCAGAAUGGCCAAUGCCCUUGUAACGAUAAUGUCGAAGGACGACGAUGCGAUCGGUGCAAGGAGAACAAGUACGACAGACACCGGGGCUGUAUCGAUUGUCCUGAUUGCUAUAACCUCGUACAAGAUGCUGCCGAUUUGCAUCGGGCUAAGUUGUAUAACCUCAGUCAAACUCUGGACGAGAUUGCCCGCACUCCGGUGACCAAUGACGAUGAGUUCGAAGCUAAGCUAAAAGCGGUACAAGAGAAGGUGGCUGUCUUGGCCCAGGAUGCUCGCGAUAACUCGGGUGAAGGUGGUCAGACCUACGCGGAGGUCAUCGAUGAUCUUUACAAGCAUUUGAACAACGUGAGGGAGCACCUGCAGAGUGCUGAUAAGUACCAGUCGGAUGCCGAUGCAGAGAUCGAAAAGGCGCGCCAGAACUACACCGUUCUGUACCAGAUAACUGAGAAUGCCCAGAAGGAACUCCAGCAGGCACUCGACCUCCUUAAUGACGAGGGUGCCCAGGCUUUGGCACGAGCGAAGGAGAAGUCCGUGGAGUUUGGCCAACAAUCGGAACAGAUUUCGGACAUCUCGCGCGAGGCACGUGCCCUAGCAGACAAACUCGAGUCGGAGGCACAAUUUGAUCUUAAGAACGCCAAGGAUGCUAAGGAUGCUGUCGAGAAGGCUCACCAACUGGCCAAGAGUGCCAUCGAGCUGCAGGAGAAGAUCGGUACUGAGCUGCGUUCCGAGGUGGGCUUGGAACUGAGCCACGUCAAGCAGUCCCUAGGCACCGUAGUCCAGACCUCCAAGGAGGCUCUGCGCAAGGCCAACGAAGUUUACGAUACCGCAAUGACCCUGUUGAAUGACGUAAACCGUCAGACUCAGCCGGAUAUCGAUAUCAGUCAGCUGAAGAAGGACGCAGUAGCAGCCAACGAUCGAGCAGAUGAACUUCUCAAGCAAAUCACUGAGUUAUCUAAUAGCAACGGCGAACUCUUCUCGGACUUCGAAUCAGAGCAGGAACUGACAGAAGCCCUGCUAAAGAGAGCUGAACAGCAGCAGCAGGAUGACAUCGAGUUGCUGGAGCGCGCCAAGGCCGCCCAUGAUAGAGCCACAAAGGCAGUGGAACAGGGUGACAAUACCCUCAAGGAGGCCAAUAAUACUUACGAAAAGUUGGCCGGCUUCCAGUCGGAUGUCCAGCGCUCUUCGGAGAGUGCAGACAAAGCCCUGCAGGCUGUGCCCAACAUCGAGAAGGAGAUCCAAAAUGCAGAGAGCCUGAUCAGCCAGGCGGAGGAGGCUUUGGACGGUGCCAAUAAGAAUGCCAACGAGGCCAAGAAGAACGCCCAGGAGGCGCAAUUGAAGUAUGCCGAACAGGCUUCCAAGGAUGCCGAGCUGAUCCGCCGCAAGGCCAACGAAACCAAGGUGGCUGCCCGCAAUCUGCGUGAUGAAGCUGACCAACUCAAUCACCGGGUGAAGCUCACCGAAAUGGACAUCUUCAAGCUGGAGGAGAGUUCGACCAAAGACGAUAACCUGGUUGAUGAUGCAAAGCGAAAGGUGGGUCAGGCCAAGGCCGAUACCCAAGAGGCCCAGAAGCAGAUCGAGAAGGCCAAUGCCGAACUAACGGCCAUCAAGGACGAGCUUGAGAAUCUAAAGGACAUCAACACAGGCGAUUUGGAUAAGUUGGAGAAUCGUUUGGCCAUUGUUGAGGGUGAGAUCAACCGUGUCAAUCUGACGGGACGAAUCGAAAAGUACCGGGAACAGCGGACAAUUCAAAAGAAUCUGAUCGAUAAAUACGACGCUGAGUUGAGGGAGCUCAAAGAUGAGGUGCAGAAUAUUGGCCUUAUUUCCAAGGCUCUGCCGGACAGUUGCUUUAGCCGCAAUCGCCUGGAACCCUAGAACUCCACCAUCCCACUUCCAAUAACAACUACUUCAAUUAACACUAAGUACGAAAACGAAGAUCAGAACAAGACGAACAAAUCAGAUUUAUGAUAGAACGUAGCCGUUGAAUGAAAUUACGUAAUUUUAGUGCCUUAGCCGAAAUAUUUUGUUUAGUGACCCAGACAAGGUUCCACAAAAGAGAUCAACUGAGCAACGUUAAGCUUUAAAGCAUCAUCGAUUUCAUAUUGUAUGCCAUAUACUAUAAUGAUACAAGGGGAUGCCCACAUCGAGAAUCAACUGCCAACUGUGCUUCACCAGUUUCAAGCCAGCCACGGACUGUAUUAUAUGUUAAAGAAACACUAAUCGAAAAUAAAACACAAGACCUUGUACUCCUGCAAUCCGAUAAUCCAAUCGCAUAUCUAUAUCUCUGCCGUAGCUCCACCUGAAGUCUAUUCUAAACACUUAUAUAUUAACAUAUUUGUCAUCUACGUUUAAUGUGCCAAUACAAUUACCAUGUAUCUUUGUCUAUAAGUCGCUUAAAGAGUUUCCCUUCAAAAUAUAACUUUUCCAACGUUGUAAUUUUGUAAAAA